AUGGCCAAAUUUACACGUUUCUGUGAGGAUCUACCGGGCUUCGAUCACCACACAUUACGGCCUGGAAAAGGAUGUGUGGGCUGUGGAGUCGAGGGCCGGGAGCAACAGCCAAAGGCCCCAAUUUCUAUCAUAGAUAUUCAUGACUCCCCCAGGCCAGCACGCAUGCUUGGAAAGAGAGAGACGCCGGCUAGUUUGAGUCGUACUAGCUCCAUUACCAGGGACCAGGCUCUCAACGAUACCCGAUCUCAUGCAGGUAGUCGGGCUAUGCACACAGGUGGCAUCAGUGAUCGUGCCCGAUCCAAUGACAGUGGUGUCACAGCGUCUAUUUCCAAGGCUUUGGUGACACCGCGUCAUCAAUUCUAUGAUCCAGCAAGCCUAGAUCUUCUGGAGCUUGAGUAUACCAAUAAUAAGUCUUUUCGUUCUAUCUCACUGAGAUUAGUGGAUAAAAAUCUACCUGGGCUGGAUAUCGAGCAAUGGAUCAAAGAAGACAUGGUUCCAGAAGGUGAAACCUGGAAUGCUAUCAUCUACGAUCCUCGAGUGACUCGUCGACGGCAAAGUGUCCUUAACAGCGAUUUCACACGCGAUAUCCUCCAAGCCUGCAAGGAAGAGAAGGGUGAGCGCACGCUCUUCAUAGUAUGUGAAAUACCGGAUCCGGAUUACCUGCAAGCAGUGGAAAGUCCCAUCAAGGAAGACAAGGCUACACGCAAGAAGGCAGCCAAAAAGGAGCCGGAGUCGAAGAAGGAUAAGACCAAGAAGGAGAGUAAGCCUACACCAGCGGAGUUCAAAGCACCGUUGAGGCCUAGCACACGUGCAACGAAGAAGGAUCCGGGCGAGGACUUGCAAGGUGACGUUGUUGAGACUGGUAGUCUUAAGCUGGAAGGGAUCAAAGAGGAAGGUCUUGAAGUUAAAGAGGAAGGUAGCGGUGAGACUGAGAGUGAUGAAGAAGAAGACGAUGAGGUGGACCCGUCUAAGUCUCAUAAGAGGGGUGCUUCUGUUACAUCGCCUGAAGGUAAGAACGCUACAAAGAGGGGUGGAAGAGUAGCGCCGAGAUGA
Messenger RNA from Letharia columbiana, 1053 nucleotides. RefSeq lists its product as uncharacterized. The record is from RefSeq and is a predicted model, not a curated record. Lineage: Eukaryota; Fungi; Ascomycota; Lecanoromycetes; Lecanorales; Parmeliaceae. The transcript has 4 exons. Bases 1 to 1053 code for a protein of 350 amino acids.